Cygnus atratus (black swan) is the source of this 6736-nucleotide messenger RNA. RefSeq names its product GPRIN family member 3 (gene GPRIN3). Gene Ontology annotation, biological process: neuron projection development. Bases 812 to 3103 code for a protein of 763 amino acids. The transcript is spliced from 3 exons. Gene Ontology annotation, cellular component: plasma membrane. Lineage: Eukaryota; Metazoa; Chordata; Aves; Anseriformes; Anatidae. The record is from RefSeq and is a predicted model, not a curated record.
UCCCCAAUCUUUUCCAGAUUGCAAAGCCAGUGUGAAAACAGGAGUUGUCCUCGCAGCUUGUCGUAUAGUUUUGGAAAACCUGUUCCUAUAUGCCUAGUAAGAAAAGUAGAGGAGUUGGAAUCUUCCUGGUUGGAAACCUGUACUUUACUUGAACCUCCUGGCACUGCAGAACCAUUUCCUGUGAUUGCAGCAGAUAAAAUCCCUCGCUGGUGGGAAUGCACUGCAAUUAGAUCAAAGCUUUCCAGACAAAUACGAGUCCUAACGCAAAGCGCUUCUGUUGCUGUUAUUUUUGCGGGGAUCUAUUUUUUUUGAGGGCUAGCCGCAGGCAGGCCGGACAGCUUCAUAGCGGAAGCCAGAUUUCCGUCUCAAAAGCAGCAAGCAGCCCGAACUGAACGCGUGACAAGAGUCGAUCACCAUUCGCAUCCGCUGCAAUGCCCCACGCAAAUUUGGAUGAUGGCUCGUCGGGUGCCUGGAUAGCUAAGCUAACCGACGCGCGGAGGAGGACUGGAUGGGACCGGCGGCUUUCCUCCCGAUGUGCUGCAGGUCUGGCCCGUGUGCCGCGGACGAGCAGGCGGUUUCCCCCGCCGAGCACGUAGUUUUUGCUCCGGGAGCGGCUCCGAGGGACAGGUAUUCCAAUUCCAAACGUAACUGUGAUGACAUUAGACGAUUCUUGGUUAGAGCACCAAAGACAUUUUCACAGAAAGGAUUAGCUAUACAGAACUGUUGCUGGAAGCCUGCCCAGUUGGACCCGCCACCCUGCGAGGGCCCUCUAAGGAGGAGCUGACAGUGAGCUGCAUCCCUGAGGCAGUCCAUGGGGACUGUACCACAUCCCCUGGGACCUGCCGAGCUCUCCCUAGCUGCCCCUCCCGAGGAGAAGGACCGCCCAGGGGACCUGCUGCCUGCUAAACACCAGCCCAAAGUUGCUGCUGAAGAGAGGGCCAGCAAUGGCUUCCCCUGCUCCAUACCAGGCUCCGCAGCCGCUCGCACCUGCAGCCUGAAGCGCACCAGCACCCAGAGGCAGGAGGCGUGCUGCAAGGAGGAUGUUAACCAGCAAGCUGUGCUUCUUCGCAGGCUCUCCAGCCAGGCUGUGGAGGGGUGUCUGACAGCAGUAGGGCCAGCCCCAGCGGUGGAUGCGGCAGGGUGCGGGCCAGACAUGAUGCCAGCUCCCCAGAGCUCCCGGCAGUUUGUGCAGGGUGGCCAGGCGAAAGCAAGCCCCCUGGCGCAGGUGGAGGACUCUGCCUUGAAACCUCAGGGGACUGAGGAGCAGCCAGCUCUCCAGGUGUUGCAGUGUUCGUCUCCGGGCAGCCCGGCCAGGGAUAACGAGUCGUGUCUCACCUCUCAGACAAGCCUUCUGCAAAGAGAGAGAAAAGAGGGGGGAGCAGAAGCUGACGCUGCUGCCUGCCAGCCUGCCUCUCCGGUGAGGGACAGGGACACUGCCACCGAUGCUGGGAGAGAUCCACAGGCAGCUGUGGUGGCAAAAAGCGGGUCUGCAGGUCCUGAGCAGCUGUGUCCUGCUGAUCAGACUGAGAUGACGCAGAGCAGCGUGGCCCCAGCCCAGCUCAGCUGUGAGGGCACACAUCCCAUAUGUGAUGCAGACACUGAGCCGGGGAGCUCGGGCCCAACCCAGCUCUCCAAAUUCAGAGAAACAGGUACGAUGACGGUUCAGUCGGAGAGCAGCUCUUUAACUCAGGAAGCAGCAAGCAGAACGUGGCGAGAUGCCGAGGUUCAGGCCGUAGCUACUGUGGAGAAUAAAUCAGCUUCCACCAGCCCCAGCAUCCUCGCUGCCUUCUUAAAAGGGAACCCUCCUCCAGAGGAGAAGGAAGAACUGCACAUCAUUUACCAAGGCAGUGGGGGGCUGAGCCAGUCCAAACUUGCUAACAGCUGCUCCUCACAGCAGAAGCCCCCAUGUUCUCCUGGUACAGUGUCAAAAUUGACUGUUGUUACGGCUGUGGCUGCUACAGCCCAAAGCCAGCCUGUCGGGCUGCCUGCUGUCCCACCUGAUGCAGUGUCCCCAGGCUCAGCAGACAAUGCAGAACCCACCGUCCCCUUCUCCCCUGCAGCUGUCACCUCCCGAGGUACACCUGUGGAUAAUACUGAAGGGACAGGUCCAGCCAGCAGCGGUGAGGAUGCUCCUGCGCUGCCGACAGAUGCUGCGGCCCUGUCAAAGUCAGUGCCUGCCCAGCAGCUUGCCAUCAGCCCCAGUAAUCAACCCGCAGCACGGUCUGCUGCCAGUGAAAUAAAUGUCAUGUCUGCUACCAGAACUGAGAGCAAGGUGCAGUGUCUCGUGCAUGAUGUGGGAAGCAGCCAGUUACCUUCACUCUGUAACAUGCAGAGUGAAACUAAGCAGAAUGAGGCCCUGGGCAGCUCUGAGCAAAAACCAAUGCCAUGUAAGGGUGCGAACGAAGUGGAGGCGAUUCCUCAAUCUGGGGUAAAAGCAAAGGAAGAAAACUUGAUGGUGCUUGAUGCCCAGGGAGGGGUAAAUACUAGCAGAGAGCCCGUCAGUGGAAAGGCUUGCUCGGAGGAGGUGGGUGAGAAGGAGCAGAGCGGAGGCCAGGGUGAGAUGAGGCCGACUCCAACGGCCAGCAGGCAGGCUCUGCCGGUGGGAGCAGUGGCUGCUCCGAGCUGGAGCUCUGGACAUGUCACCCCUCUCCUGGAGGCUUCGGCAGCUCCCCAGCAAGCCAAGGAGUCCAAGCGUGAGCUUCAUGCUGCAGCUGUUCCUUCUUCGGUUCAGGCCUUGCCAAACCGUGGGGAAAACAAGAAGCAGCCCGCCUCUGCCAUGGAGGCAAAAGUGCAGGUGAAGCAAUCCAAGCACGUUAGAGAUGUUGUCUGGGAUGAGCAAGGCAUGACGUGGGAGGUCUACGGUGCUUCCCUCGACCCUGAGUCCUUGGGAAUCGCUAUCCAGAACCACUUACAGAGACAAAUCCGGGAACAUGAGAAACUGAUCCGGGCUCAGAACAGUCAGAACCGGAAAUCCAUUUCCUCAGACACAUCCUCAAAUAAGAAACUGAAAGGGAGGCAGCAUAACAUAUUCCAGUCCAUGCUGCAGAAUUUUAGGCGUCCCAAUUGCUGUGUCCGACCUGCUCCGUCAUCUGUGUUAGACUGAAGUGGUCCGCAGGGGUGGGUGGAUAUCUGCAGUGGUAGUGAGAAUCCUUCCCAUCAAGUCUCAAGUCCUGCUGUUCAGUUGUGUUAUUGGGGUUGCAGUGCAGCAACAGUGGAAAUUAUUGCCCUUUGUUUUCUGAGUAGCCACUCACUCCAUCAUGCCUUCGUCAUUGCCACAGCUGGUGUAUUUCCACAUGGUGCCCCCAUCCCGUCCAGCGUCAGAUGAGAAGCUAGGCAGUUAGCAAAAGCACAAAUUUGCAUUGCCACCUUGUGGCAGGGAGAACAGCAUCUUCUGAUAAAGCAAGAAGCAGAGGGAUUAUCAGGAUCAUUGUCGGAAAUCACUGGUAUGCAUCAAAAGGUCUUAUGCAGAGGGAUAGGCUGGGGGAAGCUGGAUGAGGUGAAACUAAGGUUAAACAGCUGUUUAACCGAGCUGUAAAGUGAGACAACUUUCCUUAUGUUUAAGUUACCCACACUGAGGCAAGUCUGUAAAAAGGUUAUGAACUGUUGAUGCAGUGGCGCACAGUUUUUAGGUGAGCCUGAGUGAGACAGUUCUUCUUUUCCCCUUGAAAUGGAGAAUGAAGGAAAGAGUGAGGAUCAGGGCUGAAGAACUCUCUUUGGGAGAAGAAGUUGAGUAAAUAGGAUUUUGAUGGCUGGAAGGGGAGGUGAGAGAGGAGUGUGCAAGGUGUGUGCAAGCAGGCAAUGCCUGCAGAUGAGGCCAGCCACGAGAGGACACGCAGCCAGGUCUCCUGGAACAGUGACACACCAGCUCAGGCUCUCAGCAGCCUCCAGAAGUGCUGAAUGCUGCUCCUGUAAAACACUUUUUUUAAGUGGUGUGGGUCUUUUUUCUCUCUCUAGAGAUGCACGGUGAUGUUUUAAUGUAGGAGCAGGCUGUGCUGUGCACCUAGGUCCAUGAGCCUACAUGUCUACUGUGUUACACUGCUCUGACUUUUUAAGCCCUUAUCUGAAUCUGCUCCUUUUUUUUUUCUUCAGUAUAUUGGUGCUUUUCUCGCUGCCUUUCAUAAACUUAAUACCAUUUAUUUAGCCUGUGCAUAUCUUGUUUUACCAAACGUUCUCUAUAUUAUAAAUCGUUGUAUUGUUAACUUGAAAUGUUUACUUUACAGAAGUAUUGAAAUCUUGAGACAAUCUUUACUGUAUUUCUAAUGUUAGAGAAGUUGUAGCAUCUGCCAAUAAAAGGUAGCUUAGUGACUGUUUCUCCAGAAGUGUGAUAUACAAUAAUGUCUCAAAUGUACAUUUGUCACAUUUCUCAGCUUAACAACAUUUUUCAACCUGGGAAAUGUUUCUCACUAGCUUUUCAUUCUGUCCACUAGUGUUUAUGGUAGGCUGGGGAACUCCUGCAGUUUAUAGAAAGUUUAUUUUUCAAUCCUGCAAAGCACCAGGGAUUUGGAUAUUGUAAUCCUGCCGAGUGCUAAGUUAAAUAGGAGUUACUUUUAUUCCAUUAAAGAUUUUUCAUAAAUCAUGAUGAUAAUUUAUUUCUGUCUGUAGUACCACACAUCCAAUUUACUCUGUAGAUCUUACAACACAGUGUAAACAAACAUGAAUAUUCUUUCUUUUCUCUUUUUCUAUGAAGCAGCCGUGAGGUGGUCCACUUGUAUUUAGGAGGCCAGACUUUUUGAGUGUAUUGACUGCCAAGCUUUCAAAGCAGCUGUUUCAGGGCAAUUUUUUUCCCCAGUUAGGAGGUAAAAUACUGUAAGGUUUCUUUAAUGGACAAUAUUUCAACCUACUUCAAUGAAAGUUGUUGCCCCUAUGCUUGUUACUCCUAAUUGACUCCUACUUUUCCUCUGGUAUAUAUUUGGAGUUUUAUGGCACCUCCUCAUUCCAUGUCUGUACAUUAUUUCAAGUUGUCUGCCGCUUGAUGCUGAACGGGUGAAUCUGAAAUACCAUAUCAGAUAGUGUCUUCCCAUGUCUGCCUACCAGGAGGAAAGUCUCCCGUCUUUUUUUUGUUGUUGUUAGUACUGCUGUUUUCGUUACCUUCCUAGCAGUGUCUGAGAUGUGAGUUUCCUGUGAAAUUUUGUGUGGGAUUAAUCUCGGCAGCACCAUUAGGUAAGGUUAGUUGACAAGUUCGGUGUCUCUUACCACGUUGUGUCUGUGUCAACCAUGAAGAGGUUCCCAGAGUUUUCUGUGGUGUUUGCUGUCUCCUGUCCAGGUCCAAGGCUUCGCGCAGCUCCUUCCUACACCUUCACCUCCCUUCUGCCAGCUCCAUCUUUAGCUGCUGCCCAGCCUGUCCUCCUGUGAAACCAUGUCCCUUGACUGAGCUCGCAUCCCUCCCUCCACUGCCCUCCUCAUUGCAAGCUUGCUCUGAAUUGUCCCUUUACAAAUGUGUCUUGUCUGAAUAUAUAAAUGGAUUGUCAUAUUCUUCCCGAGGAGAAUAAAUGGAUAUCAUGCACUCAGCGAUUUCCAUGAACUUUAUCCUUUAGCUCAAGCGCUCCUAAAUGUUUCUACAAUAUGGGUAUGAAUGGCUUUAUGGAGGCCAAACUGGACUUAGCAAUGAGUGAGCACUGCAAUUAACACUUCUUCACGAGGAACCAGAGAUCUCCAGGUACCCUGCAGCUGCUCCCAGCUGCGAGUCUGCACCAGCUGGUCCACUCCCACCAACCUUUCUUCCAGGGAAAUUUCACCAAUACUGAUGUACAGCAAAACGCUGGUGGGUAGAUUACCAACUGGAUGCAUCUAAAUAACUGCGUGGGCGUAGCUGGAUACACCACGGUGCUCAGCAGAGUGUUGUGGUGUUGUGUUCUGUGAAAAUACUCAUGCACAGACAACCUGCAACACGUCAGCAACACUGUCUUGUGGGCAUAGAGCUCCUGCAGGCGUGCAUUCACAGCCAAACAAUAUUGUGCCAAAAACACAAAAAAUGAGUCAGUAAUCACCAGCACACCUCAUGUGAAAUAUUUUAUGUUUUCACUUUGCCCUGUUAGUGCAGACUGUAGGCAACCUGCUAGCUUUCCACUGGCAAUUUGUGCUUUCUCGUGCAUACAAUGUUUAGAUGAUUUAUGUGAAUCCUCGGAGGGAUGAUGCAUGUUUCACCAGAAGGAAAAUAUGUUUUGGGUAGCAAUUAGCAAAUGUGUGUGUGAAUAGUCCUUUAGCAGCCAAGAAAGACUGUUCUUGGUGUCACAUCAGUGUCAAAAAUAGAAGUUACUGUACGGCAGAGGACAGGGGGGAGGUGAUCCACGUGCCUUCAUCCUCUUCUUUUUCCCUGCCCUGUGAGUCAGCACCACAGAGUGUUGGUUCAGUGGUUAACAACCCAGGAAAUCCAUUUGGGAUAAUAAAAAGAGGGCUCAAAACAGAAGUUACUUUGUCAUUUCCAAGAGUAAAUCUGUUCGAGGAAAAAUAAAAACAAAGGAGCUGUGUUGCAGCCCAGACAGCUGAAGUAACUCGGUGUGUUGGAAGCUUCAAAAAAUCAAAAUUCAGUUUGGUGGAAGAUGAGAAAUUGUGGAAACAAGCUUAUUGUCAGAGAAACUCUGUCAGUGCAUCUUCUGGGGAGAUUGGUGUGGCCAGAACCAAAACCAGAACAGUUAAUAGGAAUGCAAAUCUAUAUUUCAAUGUUUCCAAUAUGAAUUGAAGGAGAGACUUGUUGCAGGCAGUUUGCAGCAUGGCCCCAGAUUUCAUGUGGGCUCAG